UCUGCUACUCUCAAACUCACCAUUUCCAUCUAAUUUGGAGUUCUCUCUCUCUCCGCCAUGGUUCUCUCGAAAACUGCCUCCGAGACCGACGUCUCCGUCCAUUCAACCUUCGCUUCUCGCUAUGUCAGGACUUCGCUUCCAAGGUUCAAGAUGCCUGAAGAAUCGAUACCAAAGGAAGCAGCGUUUCAGAUCAUAAACGAUGAGCUAAUGUUGGAUGGGAAUCCAAGGCUGAACCUGGCAUCGUUUGUGACAACUUGGAUGGAACCAGAAUGUGACAAACUCAUCAUGGCUUCCAUUAACAAAAACUAUGUUGACAUGGAUGAGUACCCUGUCACCACUGAGCUACAGAAUCGGUGUGUUAAUAUGAUAGCUCAUCUUUUUAAUGCACCACUUGAGGAGUCACAGGCUGCAAUUGGUGUUGGCACUGUUGGCUCAUCAGAGGCCAUAAUGUUGGCUGGGUUGGCGUUCAAAAGGAAGUGGCAGAACAGAAGGAAAAAGGAGGGAAAGCCUUAUGACAAGCCCAACAUUGUCACUGGAGCCAAUGUUCAGGUUUGCUGGGAGAAAUUUGCUAGGUACUUCGAGGUAGAAUUAAAAGAGGUGAAGCUGCGUGAUGGAUACUAUGUAAUGGAUCCUGAAAAGGCCGUCGAAUUGGUGGAUGAGAACACCAUUUGUGUUGCUGCUAUCCUUGGUUCCACACUGAAUGGAGAGUUUGAAGAUGUCAAACGCUUAAACGAUCUCCUAAUUGAAAAGAAUAAGGAAACUGGAUGGGACACUCCUAUUCAUGUGGAUGCAGCCAGUGGUGGGUUCAUUGCCCCAUUUAUUUACCCAGAGCUUGAGUGGGACUUCCGGUUACCACUAGUGAAGAGCAUCAAUGUUAGUGGCCAUAAGUAUGGUCUAGUCUAUGCUGGAAUCGGUUGGGUUAUCUGGAGAAGCAAGGAGGACUUGCCUGAGGAACUGAUCUUCCACAUCAACUAUCUUGGAGCUGAUCAACCCACCUUCACCCUUAACUUCUCCAAAGGUUCUAGCCAAGUCAUUGCUCAAUACUACCAACUAAUUCGCCUUGGUUUUGAGGGAUAUAGAAACGUGAUGGAAAAUUGUAGAGACAACAUGAUAGUGCUGAAAGAGGGACUAGAGAAAACGGGGCGUUUUGAAGUAGUGUCGAAAGACAACGGUGUGCCAUUGGUGGCAUUCACAUUGAAAGAUCACACCCACUUUGAUGAAUUCCAAAUCUCUGACUUGCUAAGGCGCUUUGGGUGGAUAGUGCCAGCAUACACAAUGCCCCCAGAUGCUCAACACGUGACUGUGCUUCGUGUUGUGAUAAGAGAGGACUUCUCAAGAACCCUUGCGGAGCGUCUUGUGGUUGAUGUUGAGAAAGUUUUGCAUGAACUUGAUUCACUUCCAGCUAGGAUUAUUAGUAGCACCACCACUACUGUAACAGUUAAUGGAGAUGAUGCAAAUAAUGGCAAAGUAGUUGCUAAAAAGAGUGCUAUUGAGACCCAACGGGAAAUCACUGCGGUUUGGAAGAAGUUUGUGUUGGAGAGGAAAAAGCUCAAUGAAAAGAUGAAUGGUGUUUGUUAGUACAUGCAUGCAUGUGUUAUGUAAACUUGGAAUGUAAUGUGUUGGGUCUACGCAUGCCUUAAUUAGUAGUUUUAUUUUAUAUAUCAUAUAUAGAUAAUUAAUAUGGGCAUAUUAAGUACAUUUGUUUGAGUCAAGUGAUUUUAUGCUUCAGUUGUUAAUUUGAUCCGAGGAAAGAUCAAAUCAGGGAUUCAUCUGGUUAACUAUUGUUUACUUUAAAUUAUGAGAAAUGAAUUAAACGUAUCUUUCCCAUUAGUUAUUUUUUGUUCUUCAUUAAUAUU
Molecule: messenger RNA, 1856 nt
Organism: Abrus precatorius (Indian licorice)
Lineage: Eukaryota; Viridiplantae; Streptophyta; Magnoliopsida; Fabales; Fabaceae
Product: glutamate decarboxylase 1-like
Exons: 7
Coding region: 58-1578 (506 amino acids)
Biological process (GO): L-glutamate catabolic process
Cellular component (GO): cytosol
Molecular function (GO): glutamate decarboxylase activity; pyridoxal phosphate binding
Source: RefSeq, a predicted model, not a curated record